GCCGUAAGAGCAGCUGCCGCAGCCCCUUCCCGCUGCCCUCGCCCUCCUCCCGCCGCCGCCCUCCUCCCGGCUCUCUCCUCUUCCUCCUCCUCCUCCCCUCCCCCGCCCCGCUCCCUCCGCCCGCCCCGCAGACCCGCGCACCGCCCGCCCUCCCUCCUCCCGCUCCCCUCGUCCCGUCCCCCUCCCCCUGAGGGAAACGCGCCCCCCGGGCGGGCCCAGUCACCUCGACAGUUUGAUUUCCUCCCAGCGACCAAAGAUUUGACCACUGACUAAGCCUGACAACUGAACACAAGAUGGACACCGGUGUUAUCGAAGGAGGUUUAAAUGUCACACUUACCAUUCGCCUACUUAUGCAUGGGAAGGAGGUUGGAAGCAUCAUCGGAAAGAAAGGAGAAUCUGUAAAGAAGAUGCGUGAAGAGAGUGGUGCUCGCAUUAACAUCUCAGAAGGGAAUUGCCCAGAACGGAUUAUCACUCUUGCUGGACCCACUAAUGCCAUCUUUAAAGCAUUUGCAAUGAUCAUUGACAAACUGGAAGAGGACAUCAGCAGCUCAAUGACCAACAGCACGGCUUCAAGCAGGCCCCCUGUUACUCUGAGACUUGUAGUACCUGCCAGCCAAUGUGGCUCUCUUAUUGGGAAAGGAGGCUGCAAGAUCAAGGAGAUAAGAGAGAGCACAGGGGCACAGGUCCAAGUGGCAGGAGACAUGUUACCCAACUCUACUGAAAGAGCAAUCACCAUCGCUGGGAUUCCUCAGUCCAUCAUUGAAUGCGUCAAACAGAUUUGUGUGGUCAUGCUGGAGUCUCCCCCCAAGGGCGUCACCAUCCCUUACCGACCUAAGCCAUCCAGUUCUCCUGUCAUCUUUGCAGGCGGUCAGGACAGGUACAGCAGCGGCAGUGCAAGCUACCCCCACACCGCCCCAUCAAUGUGCCUCAACUCUGACCUGGAGGGACCACCUCAAGAGGCCUAUACCAUUCAAGGACAGUAUGCCAUUCCACAGCCAGAUCUGACCAAGCUGCACCAGUUGGCAAUGCAACAGUCACACUUUCCAAUGUCUCAUGGCAACACUGGAUUCAGUGGCGUUGAAUCCAGCUCUCCAGAUGAGAAAGGCUAUUGGGCAGGUCUGGAUGCAUCGGCUCAAACUACUUCUCAUGAACUCACCAUUCCAAAUGAUUUGAUUGGCUGUAUCAUUGGGCGUCAAGGCGCCAAGAUCAACGAGAUUCGCCAGAUGUCUGGGGCGCAGAUCAAAAUUGCCAAUCCAGUGGAAGGAUCUACUGACAGGCAGGUUACCAUAACUGGAUCUGCAGCCAGCAUUAGCCUGGCUCAAUAUCUAAUUAAUGUCAGUUUAGAAAGCGCUAAACCCUCCUCCCAGGCAGCCUCCGUCACGAUCCCCGACCACCUCAGCAUCAACCUCUCUCAACCCUCCACCCCUUCUUCUUCUUCCUCCUCCACCACCACCCCCUCGCUUGCGACAGCAGGGGUCUCCGACGCACCCUCCAGUCUCCCCAACCCUCUUCCGACCGCCCCCUGUGUCUCCAGUCUGCUUGGCAUGAAACCCGUCCCUCUCCUGGCUCUAAAUGUUGUGUCUGCUGCUAAGGGUGCCUCCACCACCUCAGCUGUGCCAUGUGUUACUAACAAACUGAAAACGGAAAAACAGAGAUUCUCUCCCUACUGAGUAUCUGCUUGUGGCCUUAGAGGAACAGCAGAAUUUUUUUCAGCAAUGUGGGGAAUCCUGUAGAGGAGACUUGGAAGAGAUUUUUUUUAAACUUCAAAGCAAAGUGAGCUUGUGAUUCCUUUAGAAUGGAGUUUCUUUUUGCUGGCGACCGCUACUAGGUCAAAGACAAUUGAGCAAGUGUAUUAAUAAGAUUUCAAGUCCAAUAGUGAUCUUGAUUAUGUAGCUUGUAGUAGUUUUACUUUUAGUAGUUUUGUUUGCAUUGUUACCUGGAAUAAGGUGGGUGGGGAGGGAGUGAGCGGGCUGGGAAUUAUGCUAGCGUCUGUUAACAAAAGUACUCAUUUGCAAUUCCUUGCUUUAAGCUGUGCAAAGAGGCUACUUUGGCCAACCCUGUCUCAAUGUCUGUCUUUGUAAUAAAGUUGUCACAGUGGAAACGUACACAGAUGUGCCUGAAUUGGGACUGAACUCUGUGGCCACAAGCUGGUUUAAGUGAUCACAUUGCACCCCCAGGCUAAAGGCUUUCAGUACAUACUCAACCAUUGCACUACAACGGCCUUCACUGACUUGGCGUCCUGUGUAUUGAUUUGGACUACUACACUUGGGCAUUGGCUUUGCUGGCUAAUGGGGCGUAGUAGUCUGAAAUAUCUGCAUAGCACCAGGCUAGGCUAACAUACAACAUUGAUUACAUAUAGAAACCAUAUUCUUUGGAGGUUCUGAUGCUUAAUAGAUUUGAUUUUACCUACUGCCCUGCUUUCACGUAUCUUGCCACUUUUCCAUGAAACCUGUUGCCCAGCCAGCCUUGUAAUUCAUUCACUCAGUAGAACUACAAUAUAUUCUCUGCAGCCACAUCAUUUCCUUUGUAUAGCUUAUGGCAGAUGUGCAAAGUCUGGUUCAGACAUCUGGCUUUCUCCACAUUGAAGACCGUUUUGUCCACUGAGGAGGUGACUGCAUCUGGAGCAGUGGACACCUUGCAAUGAACAGUUGGAAUAAUGCUUCAGGUGCCCCACUUUUAAAGUGUAUUUCUAAAUGUCAAUGUCAGGCGCUUAGCCCUUAAAGUGAGUAGUUCAGUAGCCUAGCACUGUUGUUAAAAACGCUUGUCUAUUGAUGGCAGUAUUGGCCUUUGACUAGUGUCAGGAACAUCUUAACAGAUGCUCCUUGGGGCAUGAAAUCGGUAUUGAAAAACAGUCAGCUGCAAUGUCUGGCCAGCUGGCUUCAGUCAUUCUUAUUUUUCUUAUUCUUUGAGGCCAGCAGCUGCUCGUUUUCUUCACUAAGGGCUCAUUGGAAGCUGAUUGGACUAUUGUGCAGACAAAAGGGAUAUGCAGCAAGAUGACAUGCUGCUGCCUUUAAGCAAUGGCGUUCAUGUGUUCGUUCUUUUGUCUGAACAUGAAUACACAUGAUCUUUAGCCUGGGGUUGCUGCACAAACAUUGUCCAUGUACUUAUACUUUUUGAGCAGCCUCCUGUGUUUAUAAACUUUCACAUACUGAGGCAACAUUGAGCAAGAACGGUGAUGAUGGGACUGCUAAGAUGCUAAGUGUUUAUCCUUUGUAAUUUUAAAAAGUUGCUGGAACAUGUUUAAAAAAGCUGAUGGCUGGCGUCUAUACAAUGUCACUCUUUGCAAUUCAGGGAGAUGGGGGUCCUGUUGUGAGGGAGGGGGAGACCCGUAACUGGCUGACUUACACAGCUUUGUCAAACUCUUUUUCCUAAAUAGCAGGAGUCUUUUAAAAUACUUGUUUCUGCAGUUUGACUUUCACAAUUGUAACUUUUUUUUUAAAAAAACUGUUCUGCUCUGUAGUGUAACCACAUUAAGUAAAAAUUGUCCACUCUUAACCAA
Anolis carolinensis (green anole) is the source of this 3499-nucleotide messenger RNA. It is a transcript of the gene pcbp2, whose product is annotated as poly(rC) binding protein 2. The record is from RefSeq and is a predicted model, not a curated record. The transcript has 15 exons. Gene Ontology annotation, biological process: regulation of RNA metabolic process; regulation of gene expression. Gene Ontology annotation, cellular component: nucleoplasm; cytoplasm; nucleus. Bases 294 to 1670 code for a protein of 458 amino acids. Gene Ontology annotation, molecular function: single-stranded DNA binding; mRNA 3'-UTR AU-rich region binding. NCBI's taxonomy places the organism in Eukaryota, Metazoa, Chordata, Lepidosauria, Squamata, Anolidae.